Messenger RNA from Thelazia callipaeda (thelaziosis nematode), 2049 nucleotides. Lineage: Eukaryota; Metazoa; Nematoda; Chromadorea; Rhabditida; Thelaziidae. The record is from the annotation of a GenBank genome assembly.
AUGAAUGGUGCGCCAGGGGGUUCUCGGCAGUCGGAGAAAGCACCACCGGAAGGCGGUUUCACCCGUCAGUCCAGCGUCACUAUCCCCGUUACAGCACGUGCGCAGCAACCUGUCAUCUCUGUUGCCAUCUUCCCGCAGCAGCAUCAGGAGGAAACUUCUCCCUUUGCUGCUAAUCAACUCAGCACGGUUCCGCCAUCGCAGCUUUUCUCGUUGGGCGCUGGCCUCGUCCCGCAGACUGCUGCGAUCUUGAGGGAAUCCUUUCCCACGCUGCACUCACCCACUGUUCAGCAUCCUGUGGGUUGGCCGCCACAGUUUGAAAUGCAACAACUGCAUUCUACACAUGUGGCCACCACAGGAUUACGCUACUCACAACCAUCGACGAGCCAGCAACCGUCACCGGGAACUGAGCUAAACGUUAAUAUAUCACCACUUUCCUCUUUGCCUUCUCCUGCCAUUUCCAGUGCCUCAUUGUUAACGGGUAUUGGCUUGAGCUCUGGUUCCAGUUCUGUCUCUGGUUCCAGUCCUGGUUCUGGCCUCGGUACUUGUCCUGGUCUUGGUUCAUCUGCACAAACACAACUUCAAGUGCUAAGUGCUAUGAAUCCAGCUCUUUUGGCACAGUAUCAGGUUAUUUUGGCUGCCGCCGCACAACAACAUCACGCUGCUGCAGCUGCCGCUGCUUCAAUAGCUGCUGCAUCUGGUGGACGUUCCUCACAAAUUGGACCACGCGUUGGGCCGCAGACAACAUCAUCAUUAAGUGUAGAGCAAAAUAUCCAACGGUAUUUCCUGCAAUUACAUCAACAACAACUCGCAGCAGCAGCUGCAGCAGCUGCUGUAGCAGCAGCGCCGACUGGGACUUCAGUAACCGCUAGUAGUGUGAUUCCAUCUGCACCACAACCGCAAUCAACGCUGCAUGGUUCAUCGUCGUCUCAUUUGUUAGCUCAGAUGCAUGCUGCGUUAGCAGUUGUCGGAGUGCUGCCAUCGUCACAGUCGUCACUUUCGCAGGUAUUUCAGCAAGCACCAACAACUGCUGCACGUGUGACAACAGCUUCCACCACCACUCAUUUGUUGUCGUCUACGUUAGGUGCUGAGACAAGUUCGCUUACUUCUAGAAUGGAAUUCAUGCAUCCUCAGCCGUUGAUUUCUCGUGUUGCAGCUGCUGCACGUCAACCUUUAUUAAUUCCGAGUGCUGGCACCGCAUCGUCUCAUGUUCUUGCUACUACUUCCUCACAAGCUGUUUAUCAUCAACCUUCCGUUUCACAACCGUAUUCACAAGCUCUUGGUCGAGUUGUAAUGAUGCCACCACCCUCACUGCCUCGUUUCCGACACGGUUCAACUCAAGAACGUCGCAGAUACAUUCCUUAUCAGCGACCAACUCCUUCGUCUUCAUUGACUAGUUCAACAUCCAGUGCUUCGGAGCCAUCAUCGUUAUCAUCUAUUCAAAUGAGACCACUGCCGUUGCAGCCAUAUUAUCCAUCGCAUUUUAUGCGCGGUACGGUGAUAAGAUUGCAAUCAGGUUUGCUGAAAAGAAUUGAAGAAAUGAGUACGGAAGACUUUGUUUUAUCUGCGGCAAUGAAAAGUGAUAUGAUACUUUGUAGCAGUGUGGUGAUGAGAAUACAGGAAACUGAAAAAGAUCGCCAAGUUCUCGUUACAUUUGCUGUUGGUGAACAAAGGUUGCAGGUAACUAUAGAAGCAGGUAUCGAACAUCCUUACUUUGUUGUUGACCAAGGCUGGUCAUCGUGUAGUCCAGAAAGGACACAUGGUUAUGACACAAGUGUAGCCGGUAUUGGUGAAGGUCGUGGUCAAAGUGAACCAGUCCCAGGAACUUCAGGUAUGCAAAAUGUCUUACGGUCGGCAGGCUCAAGUCAAGUGUCACGUCCACAUCUACCAGCUGUUGUUACUCGUGUCGAAAGGCGUUCAGGUGUUCAUUCAGCUCCACCGCAUGAAACACGAACAGAGAAAUUUGCUCUGCUUGACUUGCGUCGACGUUUAGGACGACAAGCAUUUUGGUUGGUGGCAGAAAUUACUCAGAGUUCUCGUUAUUCUGGUUAG